Zingiber officinale is the source of this 2945-nucleotide messenger RNA. RefSeq names its product carbon catabolite repressor protein 4 homolog 6-like. Bases 179 to 2719 code for a protein of 846 amino acids. Gene Ontology annotation, molecular function: 3'-5'-RNA exonuclease activity. The record is from RefSeq and is a predicted model, not a curated record. NCBI's taxonomy places the organism in Eukaryota, Viridiplantae, Streptophyta, Magnoliopsida, Zingiberales, Zingiberaceae. The transcript is spliced from 15 exons.
GAUUCGAACCCGGCUCAGCUGAAAAGCCAGGUUCAUCGGGGCCGUUUGGGAAACCAGCAACAAGAGGCCGAUCGAUGGGCGACGGUUCACUAGCGGUGCGGACCAUGCGUCUCGUCUUCUCCACCAGCAUCACCAUACGUAGCUGCAGCCCCGCGAGCAAGUGCCGGAGACGGUAGCGAUGCGAUUUCCUCUUCCUCUUCAAGCCACCAACACCUGCAGCGCCAUGUCUUCCUCCUCCCGCUUUAAGAAGGUUCCGGGGCGCAACCAGUGGCAACGCGGUUAUUGUGACCCACCGCCUCCGACUCUUGAUGCAGCUGCUGCUGUGGCCGAGGAAGGUGCCGCUGGGUCCUCGUUCGCCACUGGGGAUUCUCCCGUCGGGACCGUGAGGGAAGCUAAUGAGCAUCUGCGGAGUUGGCGGAGCGGCGCUAGUGGCUCUUGGCGCCCUCGUGGUGCUCGGUCGCAAUCCCAUGGGCAGUGGCAGCCGCCGUCCUAUGGACAUCAUCAUCCAUUGCAUCGCCAUCCGGCGUUCCCUUCUGUGCCUUACUAUGGUCCUCCCCAUCCUUCUUGCAAUCCUUCGCAGAUAACAAGGACUCCUGCUCCAUUUUAUGGUCAUCCUCCGCCGUCUCACAAUCCUCUUUCCACCCCGUUUGGUCCUCAAUCGUCUUUCAACACUUCUCCUCUUGCCUAUCCUGCACAGGCAUACCAAGCAGCUCCGUCUUAUAGGCCGGUAGAUUAUAGGACAUGGAGUUUCUGCUCCUCACAACCACCUCCUGAAUGUGAACGGUUUGUAGUGCUCUCUUAUAAUAUCCUUGCGGAUUACCUUGCUAGAGAUCAUUGGUCCAAGCUUUAUUUUCAUAUACCACAAUACAUUUUGGAUUGGGAAUGGCGAAAGAGAAGAUUACUUAUAGAAUUUCGACUAUGGACCCCUGACAUAAUGUGUCUUCAGGAAGUUGACAGAUUUCAUGAUCUGGAAGAACAACUUUCAACUCAAGGCUAUACUGGUAUUUGGAAGAUGCGAACUGGAAAUGCAGUAGAUGGAUGUGCCAUAUUUUGGAGAACUAACAGGCAUGAUCACUUAUUUUUGUUGAAGUAUCAGGAGACAAUUGAGUUCAAUAAACUUGGGCUUAGAGAUAACGUUGCUCAAAUUUGUGUACUGGAAUCAAGGAUCAUAAACCAUGCUGAUAAUGAAACUGCAUCUUUUUCUGAAAGCUCAGAGCAAUCAAGUGGAGCUAAUCUAGUUGUGGUAUGUAAUAUCCAUGUUCUUUACAAUCCCAAGAGAGGAGAGAUCAAACUCGGUCAGGUAAGGACGCUUCUCCGUCGAGCUCAUGCCAUUUCUAAGAACUGGAAUGAUGCGCCUGUUGUUGUUUGUGGAGAUUUCAAUUCUACACCUGAGAGUCCACUUUAUAACUUUAUAGCGGAGCAAAAGCUAAAUCUUUCUGGACUAGCCAAGGAUCAGGGCUCCGCCCUUUAUGAGCUAGGUACUGAGGGUAAUAGCCAACCUCAAACUAAAGCAGAAAAUGGACUUACUGAAAGCCUGCCUCAAAAUGACACUAACCCACUAAAUGUAUCUCAGCUUUGCUCUGACAAUCAAAUGUUUUAUAGGACAAACAGAACACCUGAAGUAGCUGCAAACCAAAUAGGCCAAGGAGAAACCUUUUGCACUGACUCUUGUUCUAUUGAUUCUAGUAAUGUACAACUUGAUACUGAUAUUCACCGAUGCAUUGAGCAAUAUAGUCAAGGAUCUGCAUCAGAAGUUUCCAACAUUAAUCCAUCAGCUGCUGGUGUUCAGUCAGGUGGAAGGUCUUCAGAGUUCCCUCGUUCGGAACAAAUUCUGACCCAUCAUUCGGAUGGUGGCUCUGAAUUGUCAUCAUUUCAAAAUGAAGAGCCAUUCAAUUCGCGAAAGCAAAUAGCUGCUGCAGCUGGUACUUCCUUUCAUGAUGCCUUUGAUCAUAACAAAAUACGAGAGGAUUGUAACCACAGUGUAGCUGCAUGUAGUGACAUUAACAUCCAGAGACCUCAUUGUUCUAAAAAUGUACCCAAUGAUGAUGUUUCAGUGAAGGUAUCCUCACCAGAUGUGAUCAGUGCAUGUUGUCAACCUAAACAAUCACUGUCAGAAACGGUCAAUCUGUCAGGAGAUUUUGAUUCUAAAGUGAAUCUUGGUGGCAAUGAUUUAGAAAAUCACAACACUGUAGGUGAUUUAGAGGUUAAUUCUGACCCAAACUUUUUCAGAGAACUUUUGGGGACUGAUGAGGUAAGCCAUUUUGGUGAUGAUCCAGUGUCGGAUCCAUCAAGGAUUGAAGUUUGGAAAGAAUCUGCUGAUAAUUCAUGUUCAUCGGUUGAUGAUUCUGCUAAGUAUUCUUAUGAUCCAUAUUCAUGGACCCCUGUGGAAAUUGAGAUUGCAUCAGGAAGUACAGAUUGCACUUAUCUUGAGCACAAUUUGAAACUGAGGAGUGUGUACACUGAGGUAGAGGAUUAUGCAGGUACAAAGGGACCCUCCAGAGAACCCCAGGUAACCAGUUACAACAGGCAAUUUAUGGGCACAGUAGACUAUAUAUGGUCUUCUGAAGCACUUCAGACAGCCAAAGUGCUUGAUACACUCCCUAAACAUGUACUACGACAGACACAUGGUUUCCCGACCAAGAAAUGGGGAAGCGAUCAUGUUGCCUUGGCGUGCGAAUUAGCAUUUAAGCUUCCUCAACCAAAUAAGUUUGCAUUUUGAAAUAUUCAUUAUCUUAAAUUUAUGACGAGUCUCUGUAUUGAGUUUUCUUUUGAUAAUUCUUGGCGUUUAUUCCAUGACAAAUUUUUUCCUGGCUUGCAUUUAAUGCCAGCAUUGAUCGAUGUUUUUUCAGGUAGUAACAAAUGUUUUGAGUUAUUAUAUACAUACCAGUUUCAGUGGUGUAAAGAAUGUAAUUGCGUUCUUUUGAAUGGGCAGUUUAUUAUGGUUA